GCACUUGACGCGGGUCCGGCUGUCGCGAAGGGCGGGUCUGAGGAGAAUCCUUGACUCCUUCGGCGUCCGCCAGCUCCCUCGCUGUUUGAGGCUCCGGAGCCACAGCCCAAGCCGGAGCCCGAGCCCGCGGAGGCGCCACCUCGCGCGCCCUCCGGUCAUGGCUUUCGCCAAUUUCCGCCGCAUCCUGCGCCUAUCCACCUUCGAGAAGAGAAAGUCCCGCGAAUAUGAGCACGUCCGCCGGGACCUGGACCCCAACGAGGUUUGGGAGAUCGUGGGCGAGCUGGGCGACGGCGCCUUCGGCAAGGUUUACAAGGCCAAAAAUAAGGAGACCGGGGCCUUGGCCGCAGCCAAAGUCAUCGAGACCAAGAGCGAGGAGGAGUUGGAGGACUACAUUGUGGAGAUUGAGAUUCUGGCCACCUGCGACCACCCCUACAUCGUGAAGCUCCUGGGAGCCUAUUACUACGACGGGAAGCUAUGGAUCAUGAUUGAGUUCUGUCCCGGGGGAGCCGUGGACGCCAUCAUGCUGGAGCUGGACAGACCCCUCACCGAGCCCCAGAUCCAGGUCGUGUGCCGGCAGAUGCUGGAAGCCCUCAACUUCCUGCAUAGCAAGAGGAUUAUCCACCGUGACCUGAAGGCUGGCAACGUGCUCAUGACCCUGGAGGGGGACAUCAGGCUAGCUGACUUUGGCGUGUCUGCCAAGAAUCUGAAGACUCUGCAGAAGCGAGAUUCCUUCAUCGGGACGCCUUACUGGAUGGCCCCCGAGGUGGUGCUUUGUGAGACCAUGAAGGACACCCCGUACGACUACAAAGCCGACAUUUGGUCACUCGGCAUCACGCUGAUUGAGAUGGCUCAGAUCGAGCCCCCGCACCAUGAACUCAACCCCAUGCGGGUCCUGCUCAAGAUCGCCAAGUCGGACCCUCCCACGCUACUCACGCCCUCUAAAUGGUCCGUGGAGUUCCGGGACUUCCUGAAAGUGGCCCUGGACAAGAACCCGGAGACACGGCCCAGCGCAGCGCAGCUGCUGGAGCACCCCUUCGUCAGCAGCGUCACCAGCAACAAGGCUCUGCGAGAGCUGGUGGCCGAAGCCAAGGCCGAGGUCAUGGAGGAGAUUGAAGAUGGCCGUGAGGAGGCGGAAGAGGACGAUGCUGGGGACGCCGGCUCCACCCUGGGGAACCACACUCAGGAUUCUGCUGAACUGAAUCGCUUGAGUCUCCAUGCCGACCAGGUCACCCAGGCGUCAUCCUCCACCCCACAGCCCUCUGAGGAUAAACCUGGCCAAGCCACCAGCACUCCAGGGGCUGCCCCCGCCACGGAGAAUGGCCUGGUUGUGCCUGUGCCUCUGCGGAAGUCACGGCCGGUUUCGAUGGAUGCAAGAAUUCAGGUGGCAGGGGAGAAGCAUGUCACCGACCAGGAUGGGGACCUCAGCCCAGUUGCCAAUAGGUCCCAAAGGGCAAACCAGAGCCGGCCCAGCAGCAGCGCCCUGGAGACCCUGGGUGGGGAGAAAUUGGCCAAUGGCAGCCUGGAGCCCCAUGCCCAGGCUGUUCCGGGUGCUUCCAAGCGGGACUCGGACUGUGGCAGCCUCUCCACCUCCGACAGCACAGACUAUAGCACCUCCUUGUCUGCGGACCUGGCCCUGAACAAAGAGACAGGCUCCCUGUCCAUCAAGGACUCCCGGCUGCACAAUAAAACCCUGAAGCGAACACGCAGGUUUGUGGUGGAUGGCGUGGAGGUGAGCAUCACCACAUCCAAGAUCAUCAGUGAGGAUGAGAAGAAGGACGAGGAGAUGAGAUUUCUCAGGCGCCAGGAACUCCGAGAGCUGCGGCUGCUGCAGAAGGAAGAGCACAGGAACCAGACGCAGCUGAGCAACAAGCAUGAGCUGCAGCUGGAGCAGAUGCACAAGCGCUUCGAGCAGGAGAUCAACGCCAAGAAGAAGUUCUUUGACACGGAGCUGGAGAACCUGGAGAAACAGCAGAAGCAGCAGGUGGAGAAGAUGGAGCAGGACCACGCCGUGCGCCGCCGGGAGGAGACCAAGCGCAUCCGCCUGGAGCAGGACCGGGACUAUGCCAGGUUCCAGGAGCAACUGAAGCUCAUGAAGAAGGAGGUGAAGAGCGAGGUGGAGAAGCUGCCCCGGCAGCAGCGGAAGGAGAGCAUGAAGCAGAAGAUGGAGGAGCAUGCGCAGAAGAAGCAGCUGCUUGACCGGGACUUUGUCGCCAAGCAGAAGGGGGACCUGGAGUUGGCCAUGAAGAAGCUCACUGCGGACAACAGACGGGAGAUCUGCGACAAGGAACGCGAGUGUCUCAACAAGAAGCAGGAGCUCCUUCGAGAGCGUGAGGCAGCCCUGUGGGAGAUGGAGGAGCACCAGUUGCAGGAACGGCACCAGCUGGUGAAGCAGCAGCUGAAGGACCAGUACUUCCUGCAGCGGCACGAGCUACUGCGCAAGCACGAGAAGGAGCGGGAGCAGAUGCAGCGCUACAACCAGCGCAUGGUGGAGCAGCUCAAGGUGCGGCAGCAGCAAGAGAAGGCGCGGCUGCCCAAGAUCCAGCGGAGCGAGGGCAAGACGCGCAUGGCCAUGUACAAGAAGAGCCUGCACAUCAAUGGCGGGGGCAGUGCGGCUGAGCAGCGCGAGAAGAUUAAACAGUUCUCCCAGCAGGAGGAGAAGAGGCAGAAAUCCGAGAGGCUGCAGCAGCAGCAGAAGCACGAGAACCAGAUGCGGGACAUGAUGGCACAGUGUGACAGCAACAUGAGUGAGCUGCAGCAGCUGCAGAAUGAAAAGUGCCACCUCUUGGUAGAGCAUGAGACCCAGAAGCUGAAGGCAUUGGAUGAGAGCCACAACCAGAACCUGAAGGAGUGGCGAGACCGACUCCGGCCACGCAAAAAGGCUCUGGAGGAGGAUCUGAACCAGAAGAAGCGAGAGCAGGAGAUGUUCUUCAAGCUGAAUGAGGAGGCCGAGUGCCCGAACCCCACCACGCCCAGCAAGAACACCAAGUUCUUCCCCUCCAGCUCUGCGGAGGCUUCUUAACUACACCCUUCAUUGCACCAGGCUGUUGGGGGCACCUUGGGGGUGCCCUCACCCCGCUCUGUGAACAAGGAACUCAGGUCUGCCUUUCCUCUUGCUUCCGUGCCAGCUCAAGGCCAGCCCCACGCCCGCUGCGGAGCGCCCGGGCACCUGACUUCUGCACCCAGGCCCUGGUGUGCGUUCUGCCUGAGCCUGGAUCCCUGCGGGCUGCAGCAGGUGGAGUCGAGGUCUGGAUGCUCUGGGUGCUGGAGAGCCGCCUGCAGGCUGCCUCUGGACACUGCAGCGCUGCCCACGAUGCCACCGCAGUGUGAGUCUUGCUGGCUUUCCAGCCAUUCCAAGCUGACUCAGGCCAGAAGCAAGGCCCCUAACCUCAGGGGGUGUUCCUCACUCCUCCGACUCCCCCAUUUUGCCUUCUGCUUCCUGCAGUGUGUGUCUACAUGCAGGGGAGAGGCCGGAGGAAGGAGGCCUGAUCAUGGGUUGUGCUGUUCAUGGGUGCUUUGUGCCAUCAUGUGCCUGCCCUCCCUGUACCUGUGUGCCCACCCUGUGUGCAUGCGUGGCCCGGCCUCUGGUGCUUGCCUGCGCCCGGGGCGCUGGGUGUGCGGAGUGGAGCAGCUGGUGGGGAACAUGCUGGCUGUUGGCACACGAGGCCCUGAGAAGGCACAGGCUGUCCUGCCAGUCACAUAGAGAUGGCUUCCUCAGCACACAGAAUCUGCCCACCGUGGGCUGCCCAUGCCUGCUGCUUUUCCAGCCUGCCUGCGUGUAAUGUGGGAAGGCUGGAUUCUUCCGCCCUGGGAACCCCAUCUUGCAUUGCAGACUGAGCCUAGCAGUCCCCUGGAAAGUCUUUUCAGGAUCAGAGAGCACCAGUGGGUGACUCCUGCCCCCAGGGACAUGGCAGACAUGGAGGGUCUGUGCUCAGCCCGACUCCUGGGCUUUCGAUGUCUCGGUAGCCUGACCACAGAGGCUGUGGAGCAUGGGAGCCCUGAGAGCCGGUGCUGCCAGCAUGCCGUGCAUGCACAAAGCCACCUUGUUUAGCCUUCUUGUCCCACUAAAGCCCAUCUGGGCGGCCCCUGUGGGAGCACGCAUGCUUUAAACGCCCAGGAAAUGGUAACUGGGAGAAGUCCUCAACACGGGCGUGUUCCGUGUGGGUGCUGUUUGCCCGGCGCAGGGUGCCCAAGGUGCCCUGGAAGGUCAUUGUCUCCCUCCUGUCUUUUUAAAGAGCCGGCUCCUUGCUGCUGCUCAGAGCAGUUAACUGGAUGCCAGGGAAGGGAAGGGCUGUGCUUCCACAGGACAGGGGACCCCGACAGGCCUUACGGGUGCCAGAGCCACGCUCCCACGCACAAUAAUCAUCUCCUUUCUGUUGCUUGCGUGCCCAGCAGAAGCUGGAAAGCCUGAAGCAGCCGCAGUCAGGGUGGGCACACCCUGUGCCCACUUGUGCCAGCCUGCGCUGAUAGAGAAUCAGGUGGGGCGGGCUGCAGGUGGUGGGCACUUUGUUUACAAUACUUCCAUCGGCAGCCGGGCCGUGAGAGGCCAGUUCGCCGGUUCAGGUAUGGAAGGCUCUGAACAGUCCAGGGUUUGGCCUGUCGCUUGCACCGCCCGGAGCCUGUUCCCUUGCCCCAGCGUCUUUGCUGGAGCUGGGAGUCCAGCCAGGUUGGAGCCCCACCUGCCGAGCCACCAUGCAAUGUGCCUGCUGCUGAGAAGGCCCGUGCAGUGGUCCUGUGCUCAACAUAUUCUGUGUGAGGUACAGACAGAACUGCUGGUCCUUCCCAGUCUUUUUGUUGUUGUUGUUGUUCCUAGCAGAGUAAAUAAAACUAACUUAUAUUUUCCCCCCGAUGAAGGAUAGAAGUUAUUUUUAUGUAGUUUCCAGACUUUGUAUACGGAACUUUUGUAAGAUGCGCUCCGCAAAGUGGACUGCAAAGAUGUAAAUAGGCUUCUAAUAAAAUAACAAAGUGGUUUGCA
Messenger RNA from Ochotona curzoniae (black-lipped pika), 4972 nucleotides. RefSeq names its product serine/threonine kinase 10 (gene STK10). Gene Ontology annotation, molecular function: protein serine/threonine kinase activity; ATP binding. NCBI's taxonomy places the organism in Eukaryota, Metazoa, Chordata, Mammalia, Lagomorpha, Ochotonidae. The record is from RefSeq and is a predicted model, not a curated record. Gene Ontology annotation, biological process: protein phosphorylation. The coding region runs from base 158 to 3019 and encodes 953 amino acids. The transcript is spliced from 19 exons.